Messenger RNA from Bemisia tabaci, 2848 nucleotides. RefSeq names its product LisH and WD40 domain-containing Lis-1 (gene Lis-1). Lineage: Eukaryota; Metazoa; Arthropoda; Insecta; Hemiptera; Aleyrodidae. The record is from RefSeq and is a predicted model, not a curated record. Gene Ontology annotation, molecular function: protein binding.
AUGUUUACCUUUGUAAUUUCAUCUGUGUCUGCCCUGUCGUCGUCUCCUCGAUCCCAAAGAAAGAAUACAGUAUUACAGUCUGAAACCUAUCAUGGUCUGUGAUUUUAUGUCUUUUUAACUUAUUUGAUAGUUUAUUUUUUUUAUCUAAUCGUGUUUUCGUUUUGUCUGAGGCUUCUUGGAUCCCUCCCUCUCAAGCAGUCCCACUUCGCGUGAACCUCCAGCCGUCAGAAAUCAGCGAGUAUGAUGUUUUUCCUGCUAGUCUAAGUGUUGAAGUCACUUCAUCCCAUCCCCGCAUUGUUCGUCAUUCUCGGAGCGUUAAGAGAUCAUGAAAAUGGUUUUAUCUCAGCGUCAGAAAGAGGAGCUAAACAAAGCAAUUGCAGACUACCUAUCCAGCAACGGAUACACAACUGCCCUUGAAGGCUUAAAGAGAGAUGCAGAUAUCUCAGGAGAAGUGGAAAAGAAGUAUGGAGGAUUGCUGGAAAAGAAAUGGACUUCAGUCAUUCGUUUGCAGAAAAAAGUUAUGGAACUAGAAUCAAAAUUGUCUGAGGCAGAGAAGGAGUUUAUUGAAGGAGCUCCGACGCGAGCGAAGCGGUCACCAACAGAAUGGAUCCCUCGAGGCCCUGAAAAAUUCUGUCUGUCAGGUCACCGUGCCCCUGUAACCAAAGUUAUCUUUCAUCCAGUAUUUGGUCUGAUAGUGUCUGCUAGUGAAGAUGCUUCAAUUAGAGUAUGGGACUAUGAAACAGGGGAAUAUGAGCGAUCGUUGAAAGGACACACUGAUUCAAUACAGGACAUAGCGUUUGACCAUACUGGUAAAAUUUUAGUAUCAUGCAGUGCCGAUAUGAGCAUUAAAAUUUGGGAUUUUACUCAAGGAUACCAGUGUAUCAAGACUAUGCACGGUCAUGAUCACAAUGUCUCUGGAGUAGCUUUUAUGCCCAAUGGUGACUUCAUUGUGUCAGCAUCCCGGGACAAAACCAUCAAAAUUUGGGAAGUUGCUACAGGGUAUUGUGUAAAAACCUUUUCUGGUCAUAGAGAAUGGGUGAGACAAGUCAAAGUGUCGCCUGAUGGGUCUUAUAUUGCAUCCUGCUCUAAUGACCAUACUGUCCGAGUGUGGGUAGCUGCUACGAAAGAAUGCAAAGUGGAACUCAGAGAUCAUGAGCAUGUAGUUGAAUGUAUAGCAUGGGCUAACGAGUCAGCAAAUUCUGCAAUCAACGAAGCAGCUGGGGGUGAUAACAAGAAAGGAGCUUUUGAAGGGCCCUUCCUCGUCUCAGGUUCCAGAGACAAAACACUGAGAGUGUGGGACGUUAGUUCUGGCUUAUGCUUGUUCACCCUCAUAGGCCAUGAUAAUUGGGUCCGAGGUGUAGUUUUCCAUCCUGGUGGCAAGUACAUAAUUUCAGCCAGUGAUGACAAAACGCUUCGUGUGUGGGAUAUUCGCAACAAGAGGAAUAUGAAAACACUGGACGCUCAUUCGCAUUUCUGUACAUCCCUCGACUUUCACAGGACCCAGCCAUAUGUAAUAACUGGUAGUGUGGAUAAAACAAUCAAGGUCUGGGAGUGCCGUUAAUCAAACCGUGCCGAUUCGAAAUCAAUUGGAACGACAACUUCACCGCUAUGCUCUUUCGUUUUGCACGUUAACUUUGCAAAUUUUUUACUAUUUAUUUUUGUCAUCAUGACCGGUGGCUCGCUUGUGAAUAUUACAGUAAUUUUAACUGUACAUUGUACUGUGUAGAUAAACAAUUGUAGAUUUUUUCCUCUUACUUCGAAACUAUGUUUUAAUUUCAAAGAUAUCCUCAUUUUGCGAUUGCGGAAGUAAAAUAAGUUAAUUUUGUAAAAAGUUUUUUUUUUUCGCGCAGGCUUCUUUUGUCCCAUAACCAAAUGAAUUUCUGUUUUCCCCCCUUGGCAUUCACAUCUAAUAGCUUCUUCUUGUUCUAUUUUCGUUCCUGUUGUACAUACAUUUUGUAUUUUACUUAUUUUAAAUUCCCCUCUAAUUUGUACAUUGUUGUUUUGAAUCUCGACCUGAGGUUUUGAAAUCCAACUUCUAAUUUCCUUAUCUCCCUUUUUUCCUUUUUCUCAUAGGCGUUAAUUUUAUUUAAUUUUUUUUUUAUUUUCCAGUUGAAGUUAAUAAAAUAUUCAUUUAUUGUACUUUACUUAACAUUUAUUUUUUGAACCAUCAAUGUUCAUUGAUUAGGUAUUUCACUGCUUUGAGAUAAGUCUAGAGCAAAAUUUCAGUCAUGCAGUCAGUUAUGAAAUGUAAUAGAUUUCCUAGUAAGGCAGGAAUUUCGGCAUGCUAUCAUACACAGUUAAAAUUGUAGUAAAGAAUGAUGAGAUGUUUUGAAAAUUUUAAUUUUACGUUUUCAAAAAGAAAAAAAAAGUUGUCAUCAUGGUGAGGAAUUGUUUAACAAUAAAUCACUUAUCUCCCUCUGUUUCCUCGUAUCAACUAUUUUUCCUUGGUUAAUUCUUUAAAGCCUUUGAGAUAAAAGAAUCUUGCUUUCUAAAUGCCUGAAAUUGAAGUUAAUCAGAGACUUAGGCAGAGGUUUCAGACCUCUAUUCAAUGGAGUAACUUGAAGCUUGUACAAGAUCGGAGCCACCUCAUACGCCUUAGGAGGCCUUAUCUGUUUGAACUCCUACAGAAAUAGCUUUUGUUUUUUGUUCUUUAUGUAAAAGAUUGCAUAAAAAACCUGUCAUCUAAGUAAUUGUACAAUUAUUUGGUUAAAAUCAUUCCAAUCUUUCAACUGAAAUUCGAUAGUGAUACUUGGUUGAAGUGGAUAGCUUUUCACCACACAGUCCAAGGGAGCAGUAAUACUGUUUUGUAUGUGAGAGAGCUUAAAAUAUUAAAGUUUUUUAUAGAGUG